Molecule: messenger RNA, 2915 nt
Organism: Oryzias latipes (Japanese medaka)
Lineage: Eukaryota; Metazoa; Chordata; Actinopteri; Beloniformes; Adrianichthyidae
Product: gap junction delta-3 protein
Biological process (GO): cell-cell signaling
Cellular component (GO): connexin complex
Molecular function (GO): gap junction channel activity involved in AV node cell-bundle of His cell electrical coupling
Source: RefSeq, a predicted model, not a curated record
AACGUCUGUCUUCACGCCUCUCUGAAGAAGACUAAGGUCAGGCUGAACCAGUUUUCCUGCAGUCUGCAUAGUUAGCAGCUCGUAGGCAGACACUCCACAGAACUCCUUCUGGACUGAUUUUCCACAUGGUCUUCCUUGUUUCCAUUUUUUAUCAUUUUUAUUGCGGUUGUUCAUCGUUAUUGUUUUGUUUUUGACUAUAGGUGUGACAGAGUGAACUCUUGACCUGCAGGAGGUUCAUAAAGGAGCACUUUUAGUUUCUUCUUCAGUCAUUCUGAGGAGUACAGGUUCUGAUUGUCUCUGAGUUGUGCCGGACAGAGCUGCAGUCAUGGGAGAAUGGGGAUUUCUCGGCUCGCUUUUUGACACUCUGUCAAGCCACUCGCCUAUGCUGGGUCGGUUCUGGCUUUUUCUCAUGCUCGUUUUCCGGAUCCUGAUCCUCGGGACCGUUGCCACUGACAUGUUUGAAGAUGAACAAGAGGAAUUUAUCUGCAACACCGCCCAGCCGGGCUGCAAGCAGGUGUGCUACGACAUGGCCUUCCCAAUCUCCCAGUACCGGUUCUGGGUGUUUCAUAUCGUUCUCAUCGCUACUCCAUCCCUGCUUUUUCUCCUGUAUGCCACUCAUCAUCACAACAAAAGAGCCAACCACUCUGACUCUUGCCUACGCAGCAGUAAGAACUUCAGAGAGGAGAAGCGUUUCAAGAGGUUCUACAUUAUUAACCUGCUUUUCCGUAUCGGUGCAGAAGUGGGUUUCAUUGUGGGUCAGUGGAAGCUAUACGGCUUUGAGGUGAAAGCCCACUUUGAAUGUGAGCGCUUCCCCUGCCCAAAGAUUGUGGACUGUUUCACCUCCCGUCCCGCAGAGAAAACAAUCUUCCUCCACUUCUACUUCUUUGUUGGGGUCUUAUCAGCAUUCAUCAGCUUCUUGGAGCUCUGCUACUGCACCGUCAAGUGGUUUUGUUAUACUCAGAGGAAGUCCGCUUCCCUGGACUCCUGCACUUGUGAGAAGAUCCUUAAUUGUAGCCAAGAGGACCACGAGGAGGAGAAAGACACAAAAAAGACUUUUGUGAGAGCCAAGAGGGGAUCAGUGAGAGGCAGUAACAACAGCAUCAGAAACAGUGUCCGAAAGCAGAAGAACGGCAAACAGGAAAGCAACAAACCCCACAUCGUUUGACAAUCGGACCAAAGGAAAGAUACAUUUUUAAAAGAUGUAUUUAUAAAGAAUGGAGGAGUGAGAAAUCCAUCCUUUUUAUUAUUCUGCUGUGCAAGUCCUGUCAUUUUUUUCUACUUUUUUAAGAAUUAAAAGCAGGGGUGACUAGAGAAACAUUCAGAAAGACCUUUACUUCAUGAAAAAAUGUCCUUUUCUCAGAAGAAUUCUCAUCAAGAGAGUUUUUCAAUAGCAAAAUAAUAUAUAAAAUUCCUCAGAAUGACUAGAAUUUGUUUCAUGAAAUAAGAAUCCUUGAUAAGACCAUUUUUCUUAUCCUAUUGACAGAUUUCUUUUUAGGAAAUAACUUAACUGCAUGAUAAAAUCCUCUGCAAAAAUGUUUGAUGCAAUGUAAUCUGAACUCUGGUUAAAACCAGAAACUUAACCAACAACAUUUCUAGUUACUAAACGACUGAUGAAAACCAAUCAAAAUCCUCCUUUGAUGCAAAGCAGUCAAAUCCUGUGAGAAGUGCCUGUAAACGUGUCAGAAACAUGUUUUUUUUUAAAAAUAGAUUACUUUAAUAAUCCCAAAGCACAAUUGUAAUUAUUGUCUUGAACUUUUUACAAUAGACAAGGAGAGCCUUGAGCUGGAAACUUGCUUUAACUUUUAUUUGCAUGAAGCAGUUUUGUUUUUGCUGGUUAUUUUCUUUUGAACCAGUAUUACUAGUUUCUUAAUUUAACUAACAAAGGACUGAACUCAGUCUGACAAUUACAGGAAUUUGUUUGGGACAGUCGUGACAUUUAGUUUUUCCAUGUGGGGAUCUUUUGUAGCAGGGGUUGCCCUUUUUGGGGCUCCAGCAUUACAGUCUAGGUUGGGGGACCCUGUUGGUGUCCCCAACCUCUCUUUUAGAAUUACACUCAUGUUUUUGUUUGCAUUGUGUGUGGGAGAUCAUAAAGUGUUUGUGUCAAUGGAGGGGAGGAGGGGGACAAAGGUGUAGGAUGGUUUUAAUUACAUUUUUUUAACUAUUUAAAUAUAGCUUGAUUAGUUGAACUGACAAAAACUAAGCCUUUAGGGAAAAAAAAGAAACUUUAAGGAUUCAGUUUUUAGAUAUUUUUAUGUCGAAUUAUUUUUUUAAGCAAUUGUAAUGAAAACAAAGUCACAUCUCAAUUUGCAUUUGCUUCUUUUAACAUUUUUUUGAAAAUAAAUUCUUUGAAAACAUGAUUUCCUGUCACUUCUAAAAGUGGAAAAAAUGACAUGAAUAUAUAUGUGAAAUGAUGACUUGUUGACAUCAGUAUUUCUGGGAAUGUUCCCAGAUGUGGCCAAACUUACUGGAAAGCUGAGGCAUUUCAAGCCAACAGGAGCUUGUUUGAAUCUGUCUUAACCAGCCCUGUUGCAUAAUGAACAAAAAUCCUUUAACUGAGGUCUGCACAAAUAUUUUUUGAUUAUUUAUCCAUUUUUCAGGAUGUUUGUUUGUUUGUUAACGCUUCGGGUUUUUAGAAAUCCAGUUAAAAAACCCAGAAAAAUGUCUUUUUUAUUUAUUUAAAGUCAAGAUGGAUUUUUUUUAAAUAUAAUUCCCAAAGGUCUUUUGGAUUUUUGUCAUCAUGAGGGUAUUAGGAUUCUUUUUUAUCAGUUAUCUCUUCAUCAACACUGAAAAGAAUUGACCAUGGGGCACUUUGGUUUUGUAUGAACUUUCAAAUCUAUGUUUUGCUUUUUUUUAAACAGUUGUGAUGUAUGUAUACACAAAGCAAUUUUGGUGCAAAUAAAAAGUUUUUUUUUUUU